AUGUGCUAUUCAGACUUUGUUGAUAUAAAAAAUCUUACAGAGGCAUACGGUGCUCAAUUUUCAAAAAAUACUGAAGGCGAAACAUCAAACAAUUCAGUGUUUAGUCAUUUGAAGGAACGCGUACCACACAUUGCAUGUGUGAAGUGCAGCUGCCACAUGAUACAUCUUGUGGCUUCCAAGGCAUGUCUUAAGCUGCCAAGAUUCGUUGAAGACUUUCUUAGAAAUGUCGGUGCGCACUUUAACCGCAGCACACUCCGACACGAAAAACUAAAAGAGUUGCAGUUAUUUUUCAAUGUGGAAGUCCAUAAAAUAUUGAGCCCAUCGGUCACAAGAUGGUUAUCAUUAGAGGCUUGUGUAAACAGGGUACUCGAACAGUACGAUGUUCUGUCCGCAUAUUUUAGACUUGAAUUGUUAGAAGACCCUAGCAAAAUCACGGAAGAUAUAAUUGGGGUACUCGACAAUAAAUUAACAAAAAUUUACUUAGAGUUCAUGUCGUUUACAUUGGAACAAUUUAAUGACUUUAACAGAUUGUUUCAAACAGAAAAACCGUUGCUCCACCGACUAAAACCAGAGACACAUAAACUUAUAAAAACCAUAGCCAGCAAUUACAUGAACUUCAGUUAUUGCAAAACAACCGAUGCAUAUAAAAUAGAAUACGCCAACCCAAGAUUUUUUGUGCCCCUUGAAAAAAUAUAUUUAGGUAUAGCUGCACAGUCGUCCAUUGAUGAACUUUCAAAAGAAAUACCAGAACCUAAAACGGUAAUAACGGAUUUCAAGAGAACUUGUCUCAAUUUUUAUAUUGAAACCAUAAAACAGAUAGUACAACGUUUCGAUUUUUCUGACCCGUUAUACGGUAUUUUAGAUGUGGUUGAACCAAGCGUUGCUCAAAAAUUUGAAGUAAAGGAUUUGUCAAAUGUUUUGAAGAGAUUCCCAAGUGUUAAAGAGGAUGUAAAUGAAAUGGAGCUUCAAAAAGAAUGGAAAAAACAUGCUUUCCUGGACCACAACGAUUUAGGUUUGAGUCAAAAUCUGGAAGUGGAAGAAUAUUGGAAACAAAUUUUAAAGCUAAAGGAUAUAGCCGGUACUGAAAUGUUCCCAAAUUUAAAAAAGAUUGUAGGGCUCUUGCUUGUUUUGCCUUUUUCCAAUGUUUGCGUGGAAAGAAUUUUCAGCCAGCUUAAAUUAAUAAAAUGCGAAAACCGGAAUAGACUGAGCACUGAAACUAUUUCUUCUUUGAUGGCAACAAAAGCCAACAUACAAAACGCCAUAAAAUUUGAGCCUUCUAAAAGAAUGAUGCAUGCAAAAGUAGCAUAUAGCAAGACUGGUAAAGGUUCCACCAGUUCCAAUUAGCUUUCUUUGGAAUAUUUAGUCAUUUUAAGCUAAAAUGAAUUAUUAUCUCUCUAUUGUUGUGUAUGUGAAUCACAGGCACGACGAAGAUUUAAAUCAGGUUAGUAUUGAAAGGCAUUCUUAAAAUGGUUGGUUGAUAUAUUUAAUUUAAUUAAUUAAAUACACGUUUUUGAUUUUAUUUAUUUUUCUAGCAUCACCAGUCGAUUAUUCGAUCAAAAAACAAUUAUUAGCCACGAGAUUAGCUACACUUAUGACUGAAAAUACAAGUCAUGUAUUCAUUGAUGACAAAGCAGCAUCGCCAGUCGAUUGUUCGAUCAACAAUAAUUACGAAUUGUUAAGUUUAAUAAAGGGGCGGAAACUUUUUAUAGUUUUUUUUAUAUUCAUUGAUGACAAAGCAGGUUGGUAUUGAACGACAUUCAUAAAUUGAUCGGUACUUUACAUAGAUAUAAAUACCUAACUGACUGUUACCUUUUUUCUUUUCAGCGUCAACAGUCGAUUAUGCGAUCAACAACACAAUUAUUACAAAUUUUUACUUUUUAAGUAAUUUUUACGCGAUAAUUCUCUCAGUGUACGUAUUUUGCCAGUUUCCACAAAAAAAAAAGACAAUGUUACUUUUUCUGACAAAAUGUUACUUUUUGAUCUGUCUCGUGUAACUUUUGACUAUCGGCCACUGGCAACACUGGCGUCAAGGUCAUUGUGUCAUAGUGCCGGGCGACGCGUGCACGCAUUUUUCUUUCCCAGUGCAGUGCAAAAUGACCGAAUAUGAUUCGGAUGAGUUGUUGCGGCUGUUAGAAGGUGUGGAACCUGAUUCCGACUUUGAUGUUGAAUGGGAAAGCACAUCAGAAGAGGACGAUAAUGAGGUAAGUUUAUGUGCUUCAUUUACCUAUGAAUGUCUUAUACAGCUUAGAAAAAUUGUAAUAAAAAGUAGGUAAUGUAUCAGACAGAGAGGCCAAGGAAAAGUUAAUUAUUUUAUGUACCUCGGGUAAAACAAGAUAGGCAAAUUUUUGGUUCAUUAAUGUUGGUUAUAUUUCGUGGAUCGUGAAAUAAUAAAUCUUGACAUUCAAUCACUUUUUUCUAUUUAUUUCUAUUUUUCCCUUUUACAAGUACACAAUUCCAUACAGACAUUUUUGACAACCGGAUGACAGUGUUACCAUAAACUCAACUAAGUUCCAUUCUUAAAUUAUAGAUUAAAUUAAGACUGUUUGGAGAUUGGAACAUUGCCUUUUGGACUUUUCUCAACACUCUCCCUCAAUGUUACAAUCUUCCAAACUCAACAAAGUAACAAACUUCCUAAAUAAAUUAAUAGAUAGAGGCUUAGUCAUUAAAUCUGCUAACUGAUUAUUUGUAGAAAUAUAAACCACCUUUAUAAGUCCCUGUUCUACCUUUUCCUUAAUAAAAUUAUAUUUUAUAUCUAUAUGUUUGAGACGUUUCUGAUCAGGAUUAUUAACAGUCUUUAAAGUACUCUGAUUAUCUUCAAAAAUAGUUACAUGUUCCAAGUUAACAUUUACAUCUUUAAGUAGUUUGAUUAACCAACAAGCCUCUACAGAACUUUCACACAAAGCUACUAACUCAGCCUCAGUAGUACUUAAUGUCACAAUAUUUUGUUUUUUAGACUUCCAAGAAAUAGUAUUACCAUAAAGUUUAAAAACAUAUCCACUAGUGGAUUUUCUAUCUACACUUCUAGCAAAAUCAGAAUCAGCAUAUCCUACUAAAGUAUUAUUAAUAUUACAAUUGUUAUAAACCAACUGAUAAUUAACUGUUUGUUUUAUGUAUCUAAGAACUCGCUUUAAAGCUUUUACAAGUUUUACACUAGGCUUUCCUUGAAAUCUGCUUAAGUACGAAACAGCUGUAGCUAGGUCUGGUCUAGUACUAACCAUACAAUACAUUAAAGAUCCUAUGAGCGAUCUACAAUAGUUUUCCAAUGUCUUAUCUAUAUCAGUGUUUAAGUCUAUUUGUAAAUUAGGAUCCAUAGGUGUGUCCAUGCCCUUACAAUCUUGCAUACCAUAUUUCUUUAACACAGUUUGUAAAUACUUAGUUUGAUUAAGAUAGAUCUGUCCAUUUUGUUUUAAUAUAGAAAUUCCCAAAUAAGUUAAUUUAUUAUGUCCCAUAUCUUUCAUUCUAAAUUUUUUAGACAAAUAUAUUUUUAGUUUUUCUA
Molecule: messenger RNA, 3496 nt
Organism: Trichoplusia ni (cabbage looper)
Lineage: Eukaryota; Metazoa; Arthropoda; Insecta; Lepidoptera; Noctuidae
Exons: 4
Coding region: 1-1344 (447 amino acids)
Molecular function (GO): protein dimerization activity
Source: RefSeq, a predicted model, not a curated record